Seriola dumerili (greater amberjack) is the source of this 3384-nucleotide messenger RNA. It is a transcript of the gene pck2, whose product is annotated as phosphoenolpyruvate carboxykinase 2, mitochondrial. Gene Ontology annotation, biological process: hepatocyte differentiation; response to starvation; cellular response to insulin stimulus. NCBI's taxonomy places the organism in Eukaryota, Metazoa, Chordata, Actinopteri, Carangiformes, Carangidae. Gene Ontology annotation, cellular component: cytosol; mitochondrion. The transcript is spliced from 11 exons. Bases 332 to 2251 code for a protein of 639 amino acids. Gene Ontology annotation, molecular function: GTP binding; phosphoenolpyruvate carboxykinase (GTP) activity; manganese ion binding. The record is from RefSeq and is a predicted model, not a curated record.
GUGUCUCCACGCUGGUUUUCUGCAGCGACUGUGAAACUUGCAUCAGCCGGUCACUCAGUUGUUUGAAGGAGUGGACGCAACAUUAUGGACAGAAACUGCUAAUUAGGCUGCAUGUUAGAGACAUUUGAAAGCAGGAACAAGCAGUGGACUCUGUUAUCUGUGGUCAGCAGCAUCCAGGUGUUUCGGUGUGACCAAAGUGCAAGGUCUCGUCUCAGCGCAGAUAUGAGCUGUGAGCGGCUCUGACACGGCUCUUCACUUCACCUCCUCACAUCACCUGCAUUAGCCUUUUACACGGCUAGUUUGUAUAAGACAAUUUUACUCUGCAACUAAGAUGUCGAGUCUUUUAUUUGGAGCCAUCCGGAGACAGGGUAGUGUUGGGGCAGGUGUCAGGAUUCGGUCACUGGCCUCAAUCCCCUCGCUGCCCCCAGCGGUGACUGAGUUUGUGAAGGGAGCCGUGGAGGAGUGUAAGCCCGCUGGUGUACAUGUGGUCACGGGAACGCCAGAGGAAACAGCCAACAUCCUGGCAGGUCUGGAGAAGGAAGGGAUGGUCAAGAAGCUUCCCAAAUAUGACAACUGUUGGUUGGCACGUACAGACCCAAAAGACGUGGCUCGGGUGGAGAGCAAGACCGUGAUUGUGACCAAGAGCCAGAGGGACACGAUUCCCAUCCCUACUGGUGGGGUGCAGAGCCAGCUGGGAAGCUGGAUGUGUGAGUCAGACUGGCAUAAAGCCAGAGAGGAGCGUUUCCCUGGCUGCAUGGCAGGUCGGACCAUGUACGUGAUUCCCUUCAGUAUGGGUCCUGUAGGCUCCACUCUGAGUAAAUAUGGUGUCCAGCUCUCCUUCAAGGUGACAGACUCCCCGUACGUCGUGGCCAGUAUGGGCAUCAUGACGCGUAUGGGGACACCUGUCUUGAAGAAACUGGCUGAAGGAGUAGAGUUUGUCCGCUGUCAGCACUCUUUGGGACGACCUUUACCUCUCAGAGCCCCUCUGCUCAACUCAUGGCCCUGUAACCCAGACAAGGUGCUGAUAUCUCACCUGCCGGACAGUAGGCAGAUCCUGUCCUUUGGCAGUGGCUAUGGAGGAAAUUCUCUCCUUGGGAAAAAGUGCUUCGCCCUCCGCAUUGCCUCCCGCAUUGCCAAGGAUGAGGGCUGGCUGGCAGAGCACAUGCUUAUCCUGGGUAUCACCAACCCUCAGGGAGUGAAGCGUUACAUAGCAGCGGCAUUCCCCAGUGCCUGUGGUAAAACCAACUUGGCCAUGAUGAAACCAGCUUUGCCAGGAUGGAAAGUUGAGUGUGUGGGAGACGACAUAGCAUGGAUGAAGUUUGACAGCCAAGGUAAACUGAGGGCCAUCAACCCAGAGAAUGGUUUCUUCGGUGUAGCUCCAGGUACCUCAGACAAGACCAACCCCUAUGCCAUGGCCACCAUUGCCAAAAACACCAUGUUCACUAAUGUUGGUGAGACCAGCGAUGGGGGAGUGUGGUGGGAAGGACUUGCCCCACCUCCAGCCGGCAUCACACUCACAGACUGGCAUGGCAAAACCUGGAAGCAAGGAAGCUUGACACCUUGUGCCCACCCCAACUCCCGUUUCUGUGCCCCAGCGGCUCAGUGUCCCAUCAUUGACCCCCAGUGGGAGAGUGAGGAAGGGGUUCCCAUCGACGCCAUAAUCUUUGGUGGCAGGAGGCCAGAAGGAGUCCCUCUGGUCUACGAGUCUUUCAACUGGCAGCACGGGGUCUUUGUUGGAGCUGCAAUGAGGUCUGAGGCCACAGCAGCUGCUGAGCAUAAGGGCAAGGUGAUUAUGCAUGACCCCUUCGCCAUGCGGCCAUUCUUCGGCUACAACUUUGGUGACUACCUUGCUCACUGGCUGAGCAUGGAGAGCAGAAAGGCUCCCACUCAUCUGCCCAAGAUCUUCCAUGUCAACUGGUUCAGAAAGGAUGCCACCACCGGCGCCUUCCUCUGGCCUGGCUUUGGUGAAAACGCACGCGUGCUGGAGUGGAUCUUCAAGCGUUGCAGCCGGGAGAGGCAGGAUGAGGCAGCCAAGAAGAGCAUUAUUGGCUGGCUGCCAGAAGAUGGCGCCAUUGAUACUAAAGGCUUGAGUGGCAAGGUGGAUAUGGGUGCCUUGUUUGAUGUGCCCAAGCCUUUCUGGCAGAGGGAGACCAAAGAGUUGAGAGCCUACUUCACUCAGCAAGUUGGAGUUGACCUGCCAGCUCAGGUGGAGGCUGAGCUGAAGGCACUUGAGGACAGAGUACACAUGUAAAUCCCUAGUGAACCCACAACCAAUGCAGUAGUCCCUGAUGUCACAGGAUCAGAUCAUUGGGUGGAAUCAGAGUCACUGACUGGGUUUAUAUACACAGAGAAUAAAGUUUUGAACUAGGUUAGCUAAGUUAUCCUGUUUUGGUUUGAUGCAUAUAAACAAAAAUUGAAUUUGGAUUAGCUGCUUGAGAUGCUUGGUUGAGACAUUACUGUGGCAUAGAAACAUCCCGUCUCUUUUUUUAUUUUUUUCAAAAAUAAAAACACAGUUAGUGACUCUUGACUUUCUCUCUUGUCAUGUAGGUCAGUUAGGUCUGAACUGUCAAAGAUGGAAUUGGAGGAGAAGUUAAUCUACAAUGCAAUAGCUACCUGUUGGACACUACUUCACACUAAUGCUGCAACAGUGGCAGGCUGUUGCUGGGUUGGUGAUAGCAGGGAGAUUUGACUCAACGUGAAGGGUAGAUUUCUGUGAAAUUAUCAGACUUAAGAGAGAGAAGCUAAUGUCACUCUCUGCAUUCACUCAAAAAAUCUGUUAUGGUACUGGAGCACAAUCAUCAUGGCCUAGUAGUGCCUUUAAGACAUUUAACAGUACAGUCCAGGCUGCUACUGUUUAUAGGCUGAAGCACAAAGAUCUUUCUGACAAUUACUAGUUUUAACAUUUCUUCUACUCAGGAGUUUUUAAUACACUCUGGACUGUCUUGAAGGGCCCUUUAUUUUAAAUUGAGCUCGAUAUUAUGAUAUAACCUUUGUUAGAAGUCCAUUAACUACUCAAAUUUCAACUGGGCCUGAGGAUUACUUUGCAUCAUUCAUCUUGCCAAUUUUGUAAUGUUUGAUUAAAUUGUUUGAUUACAGGUGAUGUUUACACACAAUAUGUGAAAUUUUGGACCAAUAAAUGCAACUCAGAUCAUUAGGCAUUUGUAGUUGUAUGACCAGCUUUUUAUUACAAUACAAUGAGUAAAUACUUUAAAAUGCCUUGUUCAUUUUUCAGUGACAGAAAACAAAUAUAUAUGUCAGAUAUGAAAUAUGUGAUACACAAUAGAUCGGCAAAUAAGAUUAACACAUGUUACAAAAUAAUGAAAAAAUAAAAGUCACAAAAUUGAAUGACAAACAUUUCAAAAUUAAAUAUAUUCUUUUACUACA